UGAAAAUUUGGCACAUCCUUUGUUUUUUCCCCUUUUCCUUGCCACUGCCUGUUAAAAAGUUUAUACUGUAGAGUAGCACAAACUUAUGAAAUCUAUGAUUAGUCAGCUAGCCGUUGGGAUCUCUAAUUGUACUAGCCGUUGGGAUCUGUUUUUGAAUUUGAACUUCACAUUUGAGCUUUCAGAAGGCCAAGCUCAAAAUUAAACCCCAUUUUACCGUCGCUGUUGGGGAAUGGGGAGUAGUAGUAGUAACUGUAGCAUUUCCUUUUGUUGCUGUGCCACGCCACCCAACCCAACCCAACCCAACCCACCACCGCGAGCACCAAAUCCAAUCCAUAGCCAGAUUGAAUUCCCCGACGAGAAAUCCGCCACAGCCGCCGCGUUGCGCCGGCGGCGAUGGAUCGCGGCGGCCGCCCGGGGUGGCUGCCGUCGCUGGGGUUCGCGUUCCUGAGCUUCAACUGCGGCAUGGCGAUCUACCGCUCCAGCAGCGACCCCUCCGCGGUGGCCUUCGUCGUCGUCGCCUACCUCGCGCUCAUCGCGCUCUUCCGCUGCCUCCACCUGCUGGAGCGCGCCCCCGCGGGGGGGCAGGCCCGGGCGUCGAUGAAGGCGGCGGUGUGGGGGCUCUCCACGCUCCUCACGCUCAUGUUCUCCUACAAGGUCGCCGCCAUCAUGCCGCUCUGGGGCGCCGCGGGCGUCUGGGUGAUGGGGCUCGGCACCAUCGUCGCCGGCUUCUACGCCUUCUUCGUGCACCGCGAGGCCCCCUAGAUGAUGAUGGCGAUGGCGAACUUCUGUGAGAUCGAUGCGCGUAGUUUCCGCUGUCUCGGAAGAUCACGGUCGCGAGGAAAAGAGUUCGGAAGACCGUUUGAAGAAGCAAGGCAAGUCACACAUUCCCUUUGAGCAUGUUGAACCUAAUUUACAAAUGUUCUUCCUUUUGCAAAUAAAAUUGCAUGUUUUGCUAAUUACAUGGGAAUAGGGUUUACCUAUCUUGUGCCAUGUUUACUUGAUAUCCAUCCUUUGUCAAACUUGGGUGAUAAUUUGACUAGCUCGUGUCACUAAUGUUGAUCUUGCUAUAAUCAUGAUAUGUUUAGCCAUGCUUAAACACCACUAGCUCACUUAAUGGGAAUAACUACAUUAGCUACAUUAGCAUCUUGAUGAGCUGUGUGCUCAAGACAUAUGGCCAUGUUUUAUUGGUCGUAAUUGUCCAACUAAAAUAUGGCUUAAUGGUGGGCUGCGGGUGCAUGGUUUUGCUAGACGCACACAUGGCAAUUAAGGAUCGGUUCGUGGCAAACCUUGGAAGACUUACCGCGUUUACCACAAGCAGGAAUGGCUAACUGCUAGUUCAGGUGGUUUGGUUGGGCUUGUUUAUAGAAAUCAUUUAAUAAACCAUUUCUAGUUAUGGGAAGGGUCUUGUCACAAUAACUCGCAUGGUUCCGUGUCAGGCAUGGCACGGUGACAUACGGUGGAUUGUGUCUUGUGGGUACAAUUGUGCACCUCUCGCCAGAGUAAAACUAUUCAAAUAGCCGUGCCUGCAAUUGUGGAUGAUCGACCAGAUUCGCCGUGAUUAGUACCACUUUAUUAAUAAUCUGACAUAAUGAACUGGUGUAGUUCAGGUGGUUUAGUUGGGCCUGUUUCUAGAAAUCAUUUAAUAAACCAUUUCUAGAAAUUAUAUUAAAGUUAAAACAAUUUAAUCAAGUGAAUUAAUAAGGGAAUUAAAAAUUCCCUUAAAAAAUCAUGGCUGGAAGUAUUUUUGUAAUAUUCUAUGUGCCCUAAUAUAUUAUCUGAAACUUCCCGUGAAUUUUUGGAGCUCAAGAAGUAAUUUUAAUAUAACAAACAUCAUUUCAUCAAUUAAGUAAAACGAAAAACAAAUUAAAAUUUUCCCCUUCACUUUAGGCCGCUUCUGGCCGAAAGUCCAUCCGUCCUCCCUGGCUUGCUUCUCCCUUCCUCUCUUUCUCUCGGGCCGCCUCUCUCCACCUCCGUCCUCCCUCCUCCCUAGGCUGUCAGCCCAUUUGCCUCCUCUUCCUUCCAAGUACACAAUGCGUCCCUCCCCUUCCAAGAGUCGCCAACAAGUAGGGCCCACCUGUCAGGCUCUCCUUCAACCUCCAGCCGGUUGACCUGCCAUGCCGCCCACUCCGCUACCGAUUCCGCACCGCUCGUCCACCUCCUCUGCCCCGUGCUCUCGCCCCCGCCCAUGGGACCGCGUCGCCCCACGUCCUCACUCUCCUCCCACACUCCCUCCGCGGAAAUCGGCGCCGCAACUCCCCUAUCCUCACGAUGCCGCCUCCACUCCACCGGCCGUUGCCGCCUCGACCCGAGCUCCUCACCGCUUCCCGAGCCUAUAAAAUCCAUCCCCGCACCUCCCUCUCUCAUUUUCCUAAGUUGCUUGAGCUCCCCGUGUCCUCUCUCGUGCUGCUCACGCCGCUCCCCAUCUCUUCUUCAAGCCAGUGAGCUCCGGUCACGUGCCACCGCCGACUCCGCCGUUGCGCGCCGCUCCUCAGCCACCACUUCUUCAGCACUGAAACCCAAAGAAACCCUGUCGCCACCACGAACCGCAUUUGCCGUCUCCAGCAGCUCGUCGCUGGUGAUUGGGACCACGAUGGGUCACCCAGGCGCCCGUCCUCCUCCUCCACCCCAUGCUCUCGCACCCGCUCGUGGGACCACGUCGCCCACGUCCCCUACUCCAUCCGCGGAAAACAGCGCUGCAACUCCCCUCUCCCCACGACGCCACCCCACUCCACCGGCCGUUGCCGCCCUGACCCGAGCUCCAGCCGAUUGGGACCACAACGAUGGUUCACUGGCCCCGCCCUGCCUCGUCCACCUAUUUUGGCCCGUGCUCUUGCACCCGCCCGUGGGAUCGCGUAGCCCCAUGUCCCCGCUCUCGUCCCCUACUCCAUCCGCGGAAAUUGCCGCCCCGACCCGAGCUCGUCGCCACCUCCCGAGCCUAUAAAAUCCAUCACCAAACCUCCCUCUCUCAUUUUCCCAAGUUGCCUGAGCCCCCUGCAUCCUCUCCCGUGCUCCCCGUGCCGCUCCCCAUUUCUGCCUCUCGCCGGUGAGCUCCGGCUGCGUGCCACCGCCACCCUAGCCGCCGUCGUCGCGCCGCCCCCACUGCCGGCUUCGCCGUUGCGCCCCGCUCCUUCGGCGCCAAAACUCACUGAAACCCUGUCGCCACCACGAACCUAAGGCCGCCACUGCAUUUGCCGCCUCUAGCUGCUCGUAGCCGGCAAUUGGGACCACGACGACGGGUCACCUGCCCGUGGGAUCGCGUCGCCCCACUUCCCCGCUCUCUUCUCCCACUCUCUCCGCGGAAAUCAGCGUUGCAACUCCUGUCAUCCCACGCCAUCGCCCCCUCUCCACCGGCCUUUGCCACCCCGACCCGAGCUCCUCGUCGUCUCCUGAGCCUAUAAAAUCCAUCCCCACACCUCCCUCUCUCAUUUUCCCAAGUUGCCUGAGCUCCCCACGUCUAUCGUGCUCCCCACGCCGCUCCCCAUCUCUGCCUCUCGCCGGUGAGCUCAGGUCGCGUGCCGUCGCCGUGCGGCACUCACCGCCGGCUUCGCCGUUGCGUGCCGCUCCUCGACCACCACUUCUUCGGCGCCGAAACCCACCGAAACCUUGUCACCACCACGAACCUGAGGCCGACACUGCAUUUGCCGACUCUAGCCGCUUGUAGCCGGCGAUUGGGACCACGACGACGGUUCACCAGCCCUGCCCUGUCCACCUAUUCCGGCCCAUGCUCUCGCACCCGUCCGUGGGACGGCAUAGCCCCACGUCCCCUCUCUCCUCCCCACUCCAUCCGCGGAAAUUGCUACCCGACCUGAGCUCCUCGCCGCCUUCCGAGCCUAUAAAAUCUAUCCCCGCACCUCUAUCUCUCAUUUUCCCAAGUUGCCUUAGCUCCCCACGUCCUCUCUAGUGCUUCCCGCGCCGGUCCCCAUCUCUGCCUCUCGCCGGUGAGCUCUGGUCGCGUGCCGUCGCCGCCGCGCCGUCCUCACCGCCGGCUUCGUCGUUGCACGCCGUAGCUCGGCCUCCACUUCUUCGGCACCGAAUCCCACCGAAACCCUGUCGCCACCACGAACCCAAGGCCUCCACCGUAUUUGCCGUCUCCAGCUACUCGUUGCCGGUGGUUUGGACCACGAUGGGUCACCCGCCUCGCCCCGUCCACCUCCUCCGCCCCACGCUCUCGCACCCGCCUGUGGGACCACAUCGCCCCACGUCCCCGCUCACCUCCUCCACUCCCUUCGUGGUAAUUGGAGCUGCACCUCCCCUCACACCACAAUGCCGCCCCCACUCCACCGGCCUUUGUCGCCUCGACCCGAGCUCCUCGCCGUCUCCCGAGCCGUCUCUCGACCCGAGCCUUUGUCGCGUGCCGUCGCCGCCCUAGCCGCCGGUGAGCCGCCCCCAUCUCCGCCUCUCGCUGGUUAGCUCCCAUCAUGUGCCGCCGCCGUGUCGCCCCCAUUGCCGGCUUCGCCGUUGCGCGCCGCUUGUCGUCAGCGGUUGGGACCACGACGGGUCACCCGUCCCGCCCCGUCCACCUCCAACGCACUGCGCUCUCGCACCCGCCUGUGGGACUGCGUCGACCCACAUCCUCACUCCUCUCCCCCACUCCCUCCGCGGAAAUCGGCGCCACAACUCCUCUCUCCCUACGACACCACCCCCACUCCACUGGCCGUUGCCACCCCGACCUUAGCUCCUCGCUGCCUCCCGAGCCUGUAAAAUCCAUCCCCGCACCUCCCUUUCUCAUUUUCCCAAGUUGCCUAAGCUCGCCACAUCCUAUACUGUGUUUCCCACACCGCUCCCCAUCUCUGCCUCUCGCCGGUGAGAUCUGGUCGCGUGCCGCCACCGUCCUAUACACCACCACGCCGCCCCCACUGCUAGCUUCACCGUGGCGCGCCGCUCCUCGGCCACCACUUCGUCGGCACCGAAACCCGCCGAAACCUUGUUCCCACCACGAACCUGAGUCCGCCACCGCAUUUGCCGUCUAAAGCCGCUCGUCGCCGGCGGUUGGGACCACGACGGGUCAUCCGCCCCGCCCGGUCCACCUCAUCCGCUCUGCACUCUCGCACCCGCCCAUGGGACCGUGUCACCCCACGUCCCCGCUCUCCUCCCCCACUCCCUCUACGGAAAUCUGCGCCGUAACUCCUCUCUCCCCAUGACGUUGUCCCGACUCCACCGGCUGUUGCCACCCAACCCAAGCUCCUCGCUGCCUCCCGAGCCUAUAAGAUCCAUCCCCGCACCUCCCUCUCUCAUUUUCCUAAAUUGCCUGAGCUCCCCACGUCCUCUCCCGUGCUCCCCAUGCUGCUCCCUAUCUCUGCCUCUCGCCGGUGAGCUUCGGUCGCGUGCCGACGCCGCCCUAUCCGCCGCCGCGCCGCCUCCACUGCCGGCUUCGCCGUUGCGCGCCGCUCCUCGGCCACCACUUCUUCGGCAUCGAAACCUGCCGAAACCCUAUUGCCACCAUGAACCUACGGCCGUCACCACAUUUGCCGUCUCCAGCCGCUCGUCGCCGGCGGUUAGGACCACAACAGGUCACCCGCCCCUGCCCCGUCCACCUCCAACGCACCGCACUCUCGCACCCACCCAUGGGACCGCGUCGACCCAGAUUCUCGCUCUCCUCCCCCACUACCUCCGCGAAAAUCGGCGCCGCAACUCCUCUCUCCCUACGACGAUGCUCCCACUGUACCGGCCGUUGCCGACCCUACCCGAGCUCCUCACCGCCACCCGAGCCUGUAAAAUCCAUCCCCGCACCUCCCUCUCUCAUUUUCCCAAAUUGCCCGAGCUCCCCGCGUCCUUUCCCGUACUCCCCAUGUCGCUCCCCAUCUCUGCCUCUCGCCGGUGAGCGCCGGUUGCGAGCAGCCGCCGCCCCUAGCCACCGUCCUAGCUGCCGCCGCGCCGCCCCCAUUGCCUGCUUCGCCGUUGCGCACCGCUCCUCGGCCGCCACUGCAUUUGCCGUCUCCAGCCACUCAUCGUCGGCGGUUUGGACCACGACGGGUCUCGGUCCACCUCCUCCGCCCCGCACUCUCGCACCCGCCCGUGGGACCGCUUCGCCCUACAUCCCCCCUCUCCUCCCCCACUCCCUUCGCGGAAAUCGGCGCGGUAACUGCACUCUCCCUACGACGCCGUCCCGACUCCACCUGUCAUUGCCGUCCCGACCCGAGCUCCUCGUCGCCUCCCGAGCCUAUAAAAUCCAUCCCCGCACCUCCCUCUCUCAUUUGCCCAAAUACCCUGAGCUCCCUGCGUCCUCUCCUGGGCUCCCCACGCCGCUCCUCAUCUCUCCCUCUCGCCGGUGAGCUCCGGUCGCGUGCCUCGACCAUGCCGCCCCAACUGUCGGCUUCGCCGUUGCACGCCGCUCCUCGUCCAUCACUUCUUCAGCAUCGAAACCUGCCGAAACCCUGUUGCCACCACGAACCUGACACCACCACCGCAUUUGCGUCGCCGGCGGUUGGGACCAUGACAGGUCACCCGCCCCCACCCCGUCCACCUCCAACGCACCGCGCUCUCGUCCUGUCCGUGGGACCGUGUCGACCCACAUCCCCGCUCUUCCCUACUCUACCCGCGGGAAUCGACGCCGCAACUCCUCUCUCCCCAUGACACCGCCCCCACUCCUCUAGCCGUUGCCACCUCGACCCGAGCUCCUCGCCGCCUCCCGAGCCUGUAAAUACCAUCCCCGCACCUCCCUUUCUCAUUUUGCCAAGUUGCCUGAGCUCCCCGCGUCCUCUACUGUGUUUCCCACGCCGCUCACCAUCUCUGCUUCUCGCCGGUGGGCUCCAGUCGCGUGCCGCUGCCGCCCUAGACUCUGCUGCGCAGCCCCCCACCGCCGGCUUCGCUGUAGCGCGCCGCUCCUUAGCCAUCACUACUUCGGCAUCGAAACCCACCGAAACCCUGUUGCCACCACGAACCUGAGGCUGCCAUCGCAUUUGCUGUCUCCAGCCGCUCGUCGCCGUGCUCUCCAUGACGGGUCACCCACCCCGCCCGGUCCACCUCCUCCGCUCUGCACACUCGCACCCACUGGUGGGUCCGCUUCGCCCCACGUCCCCGCGCUCCUCCCCUACUCCCUCCGUAGAAAUCGGCGCGGUAAUUGCCCUCUCCCCACGUCGCCGUCCUGACUCCACCGGCCGUUGUUGCCUUGACUCGGGCUCCUCCCCCCGCCACAUGGCAGUUGGGCGAGGGCCUCGGGGCAAGGCAGCGCGAGGGACCGAGGGCCCGAGGGGCAUGACGUGGCACCCCGAGGCCCACCGGCCGCUUCUGCGAUUCGCGAGGUGCGGGGGUAGGGCCAGGCUGUAGGGCCAUGUGGUUGGAUGGGAAGGUAAGUUCCCCUCACUUUGCAUACUCCUGGGCCUAUAUUUCCGACAGUAGCCCCCGGCACCACGUUGGACAUUGGCCCCUUAAGGACAGUCUGACGUGGCUCCUCACAACUUCCCAUGCCAUGGUGGGGUUGAUCCCGCCAUUCUCCAGUUUCUUCCAUGAGGUUUUGGAUUUCUACGAGAUCCAUGCCUUGCAUCUCGCACCCAACGCUGUAAUGACGCUGGCCAUCUUCUCGCACUUGUGCGAGAUAUUCGUCGGGGUGCGGCCGACGAUGCGGCUGUUCUAGUUUUCGUCCCACAGCUGCAGUAGGGCGCGGCGGUGGGAGGAUGCUACCUCCAGCCCCGGCCAGGGACGGCGGGGCAAUACAUUGAGAGCCAUCUCAAUGCGCACCCAUGUGGGUGAGCGCUGGGAUUGGGGCGAGGAGGACGUGAAGACAGUGAUCCGGCGGGUGCUGGGCCUGGACACCGCCGAGCAAACGCUGAUUCCAGACGGGAUCCUCCCCCUUUACAGCGACCGCGACCAGUAUCCUGGCUGUGAUGUCGGCCGUCGAUGCUGGCACGGGUCGUUCCCGCUGGAGCGGUGCCGGUGGUGGCGGCGACGGCGCGGGUAGCAGCUGGUCGACCGCAGGCGGCAGUCGGAUCGGCGGCUCCGGUGGGGGCGGCGGCUCCAGGGCGCCCGGUCCGAGCUGUGGGCCCGGGGGGGACUCGGCCAGCGACCCGAAAGGGAAGCGAAAGGUGUCCGAAUGUCGGCCACCUUCUCCCCCGAGCGAACGGCGGACCGACCACCGGCGGGCCACAAACGCCCUGCCGCGUCCGAGGUUGGACGGAAGAAGAAGCGGCUCCGAAAGAUAGGGCAAACGGAGCCGUGCCGGGGGAGUUUCAUCGAGCCCCCAAAGUGGACCUUCAAACGCCCCCCUCGUAGGUACGAUCGCUAGCACUCGACUCGGUGCGCUCUAUCCAUAGUGGCCUCUUGUUCCUCCCC
Oryza sativa Japonica Group (Japanese rice) is the source of this 8268-nucleotide messenger RNA. RefSeq lists its product as uncharacterized. Lineage: Eukaryota; Viridiplantae; Streptophyta; Magnoliopsida; Poales; Poaceae. The record is from RefSeq and is a predicted model, not a curated record.